Messenger RNA from Empidonax traillii (willow flycatcher), 1068 nucleotides. RefSeq names its product mitochondrial ribosomal protein L32 (gene MRPL32). Gene Ontology annotation, biological process: translation. The record is from RefSeq and is a predicted model, not a curated record. Bases 16 to 696 code for a protein of 226 amino acids. Gene Ontology annotation, cellular component: mitochondrial large ribosomal subunit. The transcript has 3 exons. Lineage: Eukaryota; Metazoa; Chordata; Aves; Passeriformes; Tyrannidae. Gene Ontology annotation, molecular function: structural constituent of ribosome.
CGGGCAGCGACAGGAAUGCUGGGAGUUGGAGUUCCCUCCCUAUGUCCUGGCCGUGCUGCAGCGUGCGGCGGGCACUCGGUUUCCCAGGAGGCUCAGCGACAGGCGCGCUCCUCCGGAGGGCUGUGCGCGGCCAUGGCGGUGCUGGUGCUGGUCCGCUCUCCGCUGCCGCCGCUCCGCGCUCUCCUCCAGCGCUGCUGGGCGCGGCUGGAGCGCGGCCUCUUGCCGGGCGGCCUUGGGGGCCGGAGCCCGCCCUGGGGACCCGCGCUAGCUGUGCAAGCUCCAGCGGUUCUUCCACCAGCAGCAAACGGCGCUGGCGAAAGCAGCGCCGAAGGGCCGGGUCUGUCGGAGAGCAUCCUGUGGAUGGCAGUGCCCAAGAAACGGCGCACCAUCGAGGUGAACCGCUGCCGGCGGAGGCAUCCCAGCAAGCUCAUAGCAGAGAAGAGGAACAUAGAUGUUUGUCCUGAGUGUGGGAACUUGAAACAGAAGCAUGUCCUUUGUGGCUAUUGCUACGCAAAGGUCAAAGCAGAAACUCGUCUGAUACGGGUGGAAAUGGGCAAAAAGGAAGGAGGACCAUUUAAAGCUCCAACUGUAGAGACUGUUGUCCUUUAUGACGGAGAAAAGCCUUCAGAAGAAGAUGAAGGCAAACGGAUCAUUGAAAGAGCCAGGAAACGUCCAUCUUGGUUUGUUCAAAAUUGAUGCUAGAGAUUCAGUGCUAACAAAAACAGUUGCUGCAGCAAGAGAAAAAUUUGAUUUUCAAAGAUUCUUUCAAGAAUGUUUUCUCCUUCGCUCAGUGUCAAUACAGAACACCUACGGACUUUUGGCAAGUCUGCUUGAUUUGUGUCAUGCUAUAUGAUUUGCAGUCAGGUGUUGUUUCUGUAGCAUACAGAAGUGCUUCUCAGUGAUACAUCACAGCAGUCAACAGAGAGAAAUUGGGAUCUACUUUGGAUUUGGACGUCUGCAUAGGGUACACUGAAUAACUGACAUGCUGAUGUUCUGUGCUGGUUUUGUAAAUAACAUCUUAAUAAAGGGAAAACAUUCACAAACGUACAAUAAAGUAUAUUAAGUUUU